UCCUUCACGACUUCGAAUAUAAAAAUCGUUUUAUUUCGUUUGAUAAAAAAAAAUACCCGUAUUUUUGUCAUUCGCUCGUCAAUAGUCAGUCAGUGUAGAGUCAGUGGGACGUGUUAAUCGUUAAGGCCAGAUUUACUUGUGUUUACAGCUAUGAACUACAAGAUUUUCUUUUAUUGCGUAAUACUCACACUCCGCACAGCCUACACGACCAAUGCACACGAACACAGCCAUGAUUAUGGAGAAGAAUAUGAAAACACGUUAUUCGAUGAAGAAUUCACGAAGAACGAUGACGCUGUCACGAAGCAACCAAAUGGUUAUGAUAUAACAGAACAAAUUGAUGAUAUUCCUGACACCAGAACUAAAGGACCAAUCGUACCUAACUAUACUAUAAGGAAGAAACUUAAUACAGUUCCACAAUCUGUAACAACACCUAAAAUUGACGAAGCAAAUAAAAAUAAAGAGGAUAAAAUUAAAAAUAAUAACAAUAAUAAUGAAAAAGUUUCAAACACAUUCCUACCGAUAAUUAGAGAAUACUUCACUAGUCUAAAGAAAGGUAUAGUCGAUGGGUUUAACAGUAUAAUUCGAAAGAGAAAUUAUGAUUACAGUAUUGAUAGUCGCCCAGAAUCAUCUUUUUCCUAUACUGAUAAAGUAGAUAAGAGCUUUUCACAUUUCGCUCAAAAGUUCUAUAACGCGAUAUCAAGGAGACGAGAAGAUGUAUUUUAGAAUUUAACUUACUUUGUAUGUUGCAUAAUUCUUGUUUUUUUUUCUAGAUGUCCGUAGUCUGUGUUUAUUUCAUUAGUCAUAGUAAAUAAUAUAUUUAAUAGUAAAUAAAAUUGUGAUUAGUAAAA
Molecule: messenger RNA, 848 nt
Organism: Melitaea cinxia (Glanville fritillary)
Lineage: Eukaryota; Metazoa; Arthropoda; Insecta; Lepidoptera; Nymphalidae
Exons: 2
Coding region: 151-723 (190 amino acids)
Source: RefSeq, a predicted model, not a curated record